UUCAGUAAAAAUGGUAAAUUCACGACAAAGUUGAAUAGAUCAUAAUUAAAAUAGGUCAAUACCAUGCAGGGUGCUCUCUGGGUUAACAGCUUUAUUAGGGACUGUGAGUGAAAAUUUUUGAAAGACUACUCCCUCUGGUUAAAAAUAGGGAAAAGUCACGUUUAAAUAAAAGUUUAUAAAAGUGUUUCACUUUUUCUUUUAUUUUCAGAACAUCUGGUAUUCGCUGGGGUUUCGUUGCCUGGAAUCUUUUGCAAUUAUUUCUUAUUGUAUUGGGUGACUAUAUUGUCUACAUUUGUUUCUUAGCGAAUAGCUUCAACAAGGCGGGCAUUGAACCCAUACCCAUCACUCAUUUUGUGUGUUUGAUGGCUAUUGCAAUCUUCGCAGGUAGUAUGAUCUCGUUCGUAACGUUUUAUCCCAUAUUACACUGUUUGCCGAAUGCUUUUGCUGAAAUGCUGAGGUUUGGCGACAGAUUGUUUUAUGAAGAUUGGUGGAACUGUACUUCCUAUACAAAAUUUUACCGAUCUUGGAAUAUACUUGUACAUGAUUGGCUGUACUUCUACAUAUAUUGUGAUAUGUACGCUAUUUUGAAAAGCAGAACUGUUGCUAUGUUGUCAGUUUUUCUGCUAUCUGCAAUUGUUCAUGAAUAUAUCGUAGCCGUUUCUCUCAGAUUUAUAUUCCCUCCUUUAUUCACAUUAUUUUACAUAGCUGGUAUUAUAUUCAUUUUUAUGACUCGAAGAAGAACCUCAAACUUCUGGAACUUUUUCCUUUGGUUUACUUUGUUGCUAGGAUAUGGACUUUUACUAGUUUUCUACUCUUUGGAAAUGUCUGCCAGGAUCAACUGCCCGAGGAUUUUAGAUUCUUGGCUAGACUAUGCAGUUCCUCGGUUUCUCCAUUGCAAUGUGAUAUCUUUCCCAGUUUAGCGUAAAAGUUUAGUUAAAAAGUUUUUUAGUAAAAAUAUAACAAUCUAACUCGACCUGUAUUCUAAAUAAAUAGAAUUCCAGACAAUCCAAUGAAAAUUUAAUUUUGGAUAUAUGUCUAACAUGUAUUUGGAAAUAGAGUGCCUCUAAUUUUGGGAGACUUAUUUAAGUAAUAUUGUAAAUUAGAAAUUUUCGAAUAUGUCCAAACUUAUUUGAAUAUCAUUAAGAGUGUAUCUCACUUUCUUUAAUUAUUUUAAACAAACUUUUAAAUCGAUGAAAUUAAGUAUGUCUUACUACUGUAGAUGUAGAAUUCUAGAAACUUUUACAGAAAUGGAAGCUUUCAGGUUUACUAAAUCUUUUUUAAAAUAUUUUAAAUCAGUUAUAUCUGAUUAAUAAUUAUUAAAGAAAGAUAAUUCAACUAAAAAAUACAUUUUCUUUAGAACCGAUUUUUUGCUAUUGGAUAAAAACUUAUUUGUCACUUUUUUUUACAAUAUGAUGAAUUUCUAAGCAAAAAAAUCUUUAUUCUAAAAUGUACCGCUGUUGUGAUAUU
Argiope bruennichi is the source of this 1467-nucleotide messenger RNA. RefSeq names its product sterol O-acyltransferase 1-like. Bases 363 to 920 code for a protein of 185 amino acids. The record is from RefSeq and is a predicted model, not a curated record. Lineage: Eukaryota; Metazoa; Arthropoda; Arachnida; Araneae; Araneidae. The transcript is spliced from 5 exons. Gene Ontology annotation, biological process: cholesterol metabolic process. Gene Ontology annotation, cellular component: endoplasmic reticulum membrane.